CGCACAUCUUUAUCAGAUAAUUCCGAGAACUCAAACAAACUGGCACUAUUACAAAGCUGCUCUGGUCUGCCCUUAAGUGGGGCUGGAGCCAUAACACCCGCAACACCAUCAGCAGUAACAGCCAGUGCGGCUACUACAGCGCGCACAACACCAACAACAACAGCGCGCAACACCAGCAGCAGUAACAACCAGUGCGGCGACUACAGCGCGAAUAACACCAACAACAACAGCGCGCAACAUCGCGCAUCAGCGCGCAACACCAGCAGUAGUAACAGCCAGUGCGGCUACUACAGCGCGCGCAACACCAGCAACAACAGCGCGCAACACCAGCAGCAACAACAAACAGUGCGGCUACAACAACAACAGCAGGCCCCACCAACACCUGUUGCAACAAGCGCUAUGGAUAAGUUUAUUCGUCUGGCAGACGCUGUGACAGAAUUUGAGGCCGACUACAACGACACGGCCCAAACUGAUCACACCAAAUACACUCUUGCCAUUCAACAAGAGGAGUUGAAAACGUUAUGGAAGAAAGCGAAGGCAGCAUAUGAGGAAUUAGUAAACUCUGAUACGUUAGAUGCUAAAGCAGUAUCUGCUGUGAAACCAAAAUAUAAAAGCUCGUACGCUGUAUAUUUGCGAUGCAUGUCGAACAUGGCAGAUCUGCAUGCAAAGCUCGUUAAGAGCGAAAAAGACAUAGAAG
Molecule: messenger RNA, 697 nt
Organism: Rhagoletis pomonella (apple maggot)
Lineage: Eukaryota; Metazoa; Arthropoda; Insecta; Diptera; Tephritidae
Product: type-2 histone deacetylase 1-like
Exons: 3
Source: RefSeq, a predicted model, not a curated record